GAGAGGAGGAGAGAAAGAGAGGGGGAAGAGAGAAAGGAGAGAUGUAGGGGCUUCACCCGCUCCGACAACCUGCUGAAGCACCAGCGCACCCACACCGGCGAGCGCCCCUUCACCUGCGCCCAGUGCAGCAAGAGCUUCACCCGCUCCAACAACCUGCUGGAGCACCAGCAGGUGCACACCGGCGAGAGGUCCUUUGGUUGCUUCGACUGCGGCAAGAGCUUCAAGACGACAUAAAAGCUAAAGAUCC
Molecule: messenger RNA, 247 nt
Organism: Amblyraja radiata (thorny skate)
Lineage: Eukaryota; Metazoa; Chordata; Chondrichthyes; Rajiformes; Rajidae
Product: zinc finger protein 696-like
Exons: 2
Biological process (GO): embryo development; regulation of transcription by RNA polymerase II
Cellular component (GO): nucleus
Molecular function (GO): DNA-binding transcription factor activity, RNA polymerase II-specific; RNA polymerase II transcription regulatory region sequence-specific DNA binding
Source: RefSeq, a predicted model, not a curated record